This is a messenger RNA of Anas platyrhynchos (mallard), 2785 nucleotides long. It is a transcript of the gene AGPAT2, whose product is annotated as 1-acylglycerol-3-phosphate O-acyltransferase 2. Gene Ontology annotation, cellular component: endoplasmic reticulum; membrane. Gene Ontology annotation, biological process: phosphatidic acid biosynthetic process. Gene Ontology annotation, molecular function: 1-acylglycerol-3-phosphate O-acyltransferase activity. The record is from RefSeq and is a predicted model, not a curated record. Lineage: Eukaryota; Metazoa; Chordata; Aves; Anseriformes; Anatidae.
ACAUAAGGCGGGGGCAACCCAGAGCGAAAGGCUGGAAGGGACCAGGGUUUAGCUCUCCUCGGUGGGCCCGGGGGUUGGGGGGGGUAAAAGGAAGGGAAGAAAGCAGCAGCAUGGAGCUGGGCUGGCUGCUGUGGGGGGCGGCGGUGCUGCUGCUGCUGCCCGUGCUGAUGGAGCUGAGCCCCGCCGUCAACUUCGCGUUGCGGAUCGGCUUCUACUACCUGCUCUUCUUCGUCUGCUCGGCUCUCACGGCACCCGUCUGCCUGCUGGUCAACGGCGGCCGAACCGUCAAGAACAUGAGGAUCAUCAAAACCGUAGUCAGGACCUUCAAGUACUUCUUCGGCCUGAGGUUUGAGGUGAAAGGACUGGAGAACUUCGAGGUGGAGGGCCCAGCCAUCAUCGUGUCCAACCACCAGAGCAUCCUCGACAUGAUGGGGCUGAUGGAGGUCCUGCCCGACAACUGUGUCCAGGUGGGGAAGAAGGAGCUGAUGUACGCCGGCACCGUGGGGCUCAUCAUCUACCUCGGGGGUGUCAUCUUCAUCAACAGGAAGAGCACCAGCAGUGCCAAGAUGGUGAUGGCGGAGGUGGCCAAGACGAUGGCGACCGAUAACGUGAAGGUGUGGGUGUACCCGGAGGGCACGAGGAACUGCACCGGGGAUUUGCUGCCGUUCAAGAAGGGAGCGUUUCACGUCGCCGUCCAGGCGCAGGUCCCGGUGAUCCCCGUGGUGUACUCCUCCUUCACCACCUUCUAUAACCCAAAGAAGAAUCUGUUCACAUCAGGCAAAAUCAAGGUCGAGGUUCUGCCUCCGAUAGAGACCAAAGGCCUGACAUCCGACGAUGUCUCUGAGCUCACCGACAGAUGCUACCGCAUCAUGAGGGAGACCCUCUUCAGGCUGUCCGGCCGCCCAGGCGAGGUGAAGGACUCGUCCUAGAUGCUCCUCCAGUGGCGUCACCAUGCGGUGGUGGCUGAAGGGACCUGUCUGUUGCCAAAUACCCAAGGAACUUCUCUUCUGCAGUGACUUCUAACUCUGGGGACAUCGUGGACUGGCACACGAGGCGCGUUGAGCCAGCGCUGAGGUUCCCCACUGAGCGGAUUUCUCUUCUGGGUACAUUAUCUUGCAAUGAAACGUCUCCUUUUUUCUGUAUUUCUCAGGCAUCAAAAUUGUGCUACCAAAGGGCUCGAUGACAAAGAGGUGAGUUCCCCAGCUCAGGCAGCUGCUGUGGGGCGAUGAAGAAAGCCUGGCCGGGGGCUGGGCUCUGCCCCGUGUCCCCACGCCUGCGUUAGGUGCUGGCCCUGUACGGCCCCAGGUGGAAAGCCACCAGGCAGCAACGUGCACAUGACGCUGCUCAGACCAAGCUGAAAAUUGGGUAAAAAGCCCAACUGUGCGUGCUGGGAGCACGGUGUCCUCCCGGGUCAGGGCAGAGCUCCCGGCUGUCUCUGAGAGAUGCCCUUGGGUCUCAGCAGCGCCUUGUGCCGGGCUCUGCGUUGCCCAGGUGCUCUUGAGCCAAACCUUUUGCACUUUGUGGAAAGCUCCCAGGGCCGAUACCUUCAAGUGGGCUGAAAAGGGGAGUGCACGCAGCCUUUUAAAUGUGUCUUAGGGCUUGGAUUUCCUUUAUCUGAACAAGUGCUCUUGGUCACCGAGGGGUGCAGCAGUGCAGGGGAAGCUGUAGGCUCCCCAAGCCAGCAUACGCGGGCUGGGGCUGUCUGAGUGCUGCCCAGCCUUGCCAGAAAUCAUCUUCUGAAUGAGACCCCGUGCCCGCUGCUGGCAUUCAGAGCCACAGCCUGAUUAAAAACUGCCCAGAUCUGUUAGGGUCUGCCAAGCUGCGCUCAGGACAAGCCUCUGGAUGCUUCGGGACGUGCACCCGGGCUGCCCCAGUGCUUCCUCGGUGCAAAUUUCUGCCAGCUCCCUGCUGUGCUCUCUGCUCCAGCCCCUCGCAGUGAGCAUCCCGGUGCCUGUGGUGCUUGUUCCAGAGGCAGGGGGCUCCUGUCGCAGCCUUGUCAUGGUCAGCACUGGCCGAAAGAUGGUGCCUCUCCCUUGUCUGUGGGCUGAGCUCAGCGGAGCUGCUGCUCCGAGAGAGAGAUGCAAAACUCAGGAGGAGCCACGGGGUGUGUGAGCUGCAUCUGUAACGAGCAGCGGAGCUGGGAAGGCUUCGGCUCUUCCCCUGGGGGGUAAAAUAAGCUCCAUGCUCAGAGCAGGAGUUCAGCUAACGGGGUUUCGCCUGUGCUCCGGGGUAGGGGACCAGCAGGGCUCCUGGAUCCCGUGCUGGGAGCUCCAGGAGCGCUGAUGCCCUCUGAGAAGAGCAGGGCUGGCUCCCGAGGGUGCUUCCAGGGUGUGGAGAGGCUUCAGCACCCCUGCUAAAGGGGCAACACCUCGAGGUGAGCCCCCUGGGGCUGCUUGGAUACCCCGUACAGCCGGGUCUUGCAGCCUGUCUGUGGCUGCGCUGGUGGAAGCAGGCUCGCAGGGCAUUUUUGGGGGUAAAGCCUUGCCUGGGGCUUUAUGGGGGGGCCUCACGGUACAGUCUCAGGUGUCAGACCCGUGGGAUGGGUCGGGGUGGGAGGAUGGAAACUCAACCAGCACUUUGUAAGAGCGGCAGGCGAGCGGCUGUCAGAGAGGUUAAACCCAGACGGGUCCCAGGAGAGCAGCCACGGGGGCGACUCCUGCAGCACCUGGGAAAAGGGAGGGGUGCCUCCGGGCCUUGUCUGCUGCUCGCUUUUAAUUGGGGUGAGAAUGAUGUAUUUGCUUAAAAAGAAAAAAAAAAAAAGUACACCUUUGGUUAUUUAAAUAAA